This is a messenger RNA of Pseudogymnoascus destructans, 195 nucleotides long. Its product is annotated as histidinol-phosphate transaminase. The record is from RefSeq and is a predicted model, not a curated record. The transcript has 2 exons. NCBI's taxonomy places the organism in Eukaryota, Fungi, Ascomycota, Leotiomycetes, Thelebolales, Thelebolaceae. Bases 1 to 195 code for a protein of 64 amino acids.
AUGCCUUCCUCAUCCUCACCCUUUAACCUCCAAACCUGCGCCCGCCCCAACAUCCUCGCCCUCCAACCCUACCGCUGCGCGCGCGACGACUACAAAGACGACGGCACCAACAUCCUCCUCGACGCCAACGAAAACGCCUUCGGCCCCUCCCUCCCCCCUCCCUCACCAGCGCCGACCUCUCCCUCAAGACUCUAA